GCGGCAGCAGCGCUCGUGUUGUGAUUGCUGGGAAAUUGGCGCGCGCAGCACUUUCAUCCUCCUCAGAGCAAGACGGUGAGGUUUGCUAAAAAUAUUAAUGCAGAACUCUGUUAACUGACUAAAAUAUAGAAAUGAACUUCACUGUGGCUUAAUAAAUGUUAAUAUUUGAUUGACGAGCUCAAGGACUGAGAGAUGGAUAGAAAAGGAAACGUGCGCCGUGCCACUUCGGCUGGCUACCGGUUACCGGACCGACCCAACGGUCCUCUCGCCUCUCAGUCCUCGGUCUCAGUGUUCAGGCAUUCCGCGGGCAGAGCACGAAAUGGUGAGCCACCGGCGCAAAACGAGGACACUCGAGAUCCCGUAAAGCAGGACCAGGUUUGGAGAGAGUUUGUACGCGCGGAGCGAUCCGGCGUGAAAGAAUGGGAGAAGAACUGGAGUUUCCUGAUGAACUUUGACCAGCUGGGUCAUCCACGUACAGAAACUCCUCUCCCCAACUCAGUGUCUUUAUAUUCAGACCGACUCCCAAACACAAGUAACCAAAUGUUCGGCAGCAGCGUGUACACUGAGUUAGGCAAUGAAAUGGUGCGGCUGGACAAUCUGCUAAUUCUGACAUCCAACCACCGCAAGGCCAAAAGAAAUCCAGAGAUGCAACCCUGCUGAGGUUUACCAGGCACAGGAUGUCUUCAAACUCUCUCUGGUGUAUUAGACAGAGACUUCUUCCCUUCUCUAGAGAUCUUCCCUUGGGUCAUUCUGUUUCUCUCGCCUCUAUCUGUUUAAACUCAAGAGUGUUCAGCAGGUUUUUCUGAAUAUAUUUAUUUUUCUCUCGACAACCCAAAUCCUAGCUGCCAAUAUAUGUAUGCAUGUGUGUUUUCUGUAAGUUUGGCAGUGUGUUGACAGCUUGUGAUUUUUUUUAUUAGAUUUUAUGUUAACAUUAAUAUGCAUCUUUCUGUGUACUGUAUAAUGCUGGUGAAGGCAAUCAAGAGGAUCCUGUUUUUGGAAUAGAUUAUUUGCAUAAUAUUUUUGUAGAUAAACACAGGUACUCAGUAUAUAAAUGCAAAUAGUUACAAUAUUGGUCUCAAACGUUUAAGUCAGAACUUAUUUUUCUGUGCGUCGAAAGAGUUACACUCGUAAAAAUAAAAAAGGCUCCAAAUGUUCGUAUCUGCAUCUAAAGAAUCUUUUGUGCAAUAGAAAGGUUCUACACUGGAAAAAAAUCAGGGUAAUGGUUGACAUCUAAAUUGUAUUACUCAACCCUUUGAAAAAUAAAUAAUUUACCUUUCACAAUAUUUCCUUCAU
Danio aesculapii is the source of this 1293-nucleotide messenger RNA. It is a transcript of the gene cimip5, whose product is annotated as chromosome 13 C2orf50 homolog. NCBI's taxonomy places the organism in Eukaryota, Metazoa, Chordata, Actinopteri, Cypriniformes, Danionidae. The coding region runs from base 193 to 660 and encodes 155 amino acids. The transcript is spliced from 3 exons. The record is from RefSeq and is a predicted model, not a curated record.